AUGGCCAGCCGAGUUAGAUUGGAAAGUUCAAGUGAAUUCGACCUAAUAGAUACAUCUGCUGCUGUAUUUGACAAGGCAAAAAAGUCACCUGAAAGCUUGAUUGUGGUCCUGUUCAAUAUUCAAUUUCCAGAGCGGGGCACUAUCGAAGGAAAAUUAAAGCUAUGGCGAGAUGGCUACCAAAACAAAGGUGUUCAAUUCUACAAAUGUAUUAUUUCUAGAGGUAAACAAGAUAUUAAAACAGAAUUUAAUAUCAAGAAGACGCCAACAUUUGUCUUUAUUCGUGGUGGCAAGGAAGUCGAUCGAAUAGAGGACCUUGAAGAGUCCGACGUUAAUGUUACGAAUCAGACAAAGCCAGGUGAAGAAAGCAAUGACGAAAAGAAGUUAAAAUCAAAACUAAAUGAAUUAUGUACACCAAGCUCAAGUGUAGAUCCAAAAUAG
Messenger RNA from Rotaria socialis, 438 nucleotides. NCBI's taxonomy places the organism in Eukaryota, Metazoa, Rotifera, Eurotatoria, Philodinida, Philodinidae. The record is from the annotation of a GenBank genome assembly.